Molecule: messenger RNA, 1954 nt
Organism: Paraphaeosphaeria sporulosa
Lineage: Eukaryota; Fungi; Ascomycota; Dothideomycetes; Pleosporales; Didymosphaeriaceae
Product: NGP1NT-domain-containing protein
Exons: 3
Coding region: 57-1826 (589 amino acids)
Cellular component (GO): nucleolus
Molecular function (GO): GTP binding
Source: RefSeq, a predicted model, not a curated record
GCCUCUGCGACUCUUUUCCUCUGGCUCAUUCACUUCCCUUUCCCCCAUAACCAGCCAUGGGAACCGCCAAGAAGGAAAAGAACCGCAAGGAGCGGGAAGGAAAGACCGGCGAUGGCAUGGGCAACGUCAAAGUCAAGGGCGAAAACUUCUACCGCACCGGCAAGAAGGUCAAGGUGCUGAAGCGCCUCACAGACGGAAAGGCCCAGCGCAACGCCAAGGGCGACAUCACCAAGGCCGCCUCGUACCAGAGCCGCGAGGCGCCCGUCGCCCGUGUAGAGCCCAAUCGCAAGUGGUUCAACAACACGCGUGUCAUCUCCCAGGAUGCCCUCGACUCGUUCCGCUCGGCCGUGCACGCGCAGGCGUCCGACCCCACGUCGUACCUGCUCAAGCAGAACAAGCUCCCCAUGUCCUUGAUCAACGACGUGAAGAGCGUCAACGGCGUCAAGGUCCAUGCCGCCAAGAUCGCCGUCGAGAGCCAGCCUUUCUCAGAUACCUUCGGCGCAAAGGCGCAAAGGAAGCGCCCAAAGCUUGACUUUGACUCCUUCGAGGGCCUUGCUGGGAGAACCGGGGAUAUGCACGACACCUACUUGGACCGCUUAGAGCAGGCUAAGCUGCUGUCAGGGACCUCUGGACAGGAAGAGGAGAACACUGGCGAGCUCACCACGUCGCGAGAAGCCAUCUUUGGCAAGGGUACUUCGAAGCGUAUCUGGAACGAACUCUACAAGGUCAUCGACUCCUCCGACGUCAUUCUGCAUGUCAUUGAUGCCAGAGACCCCGUCGGCACAAGAUGUAGAUCGGUGGAGAAGUAUCUUCGGGAGGAGGCACCGCAUAAGCACUUGGUCUUCGUCCUGAACAAGGUCGAUUUGGUCCCAAGCAAAGUCGCUGCUGCCUGGGUCCGCCAUCUCUCCAAGGAAUUCCCAACUCUCGCUUUCCACGCUUCAAUCAACAACUCUUUCGGCAAGGGCUCCUUGAUCUCCCUGCUCCGCCAAUUCAGCCAGCUGCACUCAGAUCGCAAACAGAUCUCUGUCGGUCUCAUCGGCUACCCCAACGUCGGCAAAUCUUCCAUCGUUAACACUCUACGCAACAAGCCGGUGUGCACAGUCGCGCCCAUUGCGGGAGAAACGAAGGUAUGGCAGUACAUCACGCUCAUGAAACGCAUCUACCUCAUCGACUGCCCUGGCAUCGUUCCCCCUAAUCAGCAGGACACCGACGAGGAGCUCCUUCUCCGUGGCAGUGUCCGAGUUGAGAACGUCGAGUGGCCUGCGCAAUAUGUGGAGGCUGUGUUGCGACGCGUACAGCCCAAGCAUCUGCAGAAGACUUAUGAAGUCACUGGAUACACAGACUCCACGAGCUUCCUUGAGUUGCUUUGCAGGAGAAUGGGUAGGCUGCUCAAGGGCGGCGAGCCGGAUCUUGAUGCUGUUGCGCGGAUAGUGUUGAAUGACUGGAUAAGAGGUAAGAUUCCGUGGUUCACACCGCCGCCUAUGCUGGAAGGUGAAAGUGGCGGCGCGGUGAAGGGCAUCGAUGGAAGAGAAGGCAAGCUCGGCGAGAUGAGGAAGCGGAAGCGCGGUGAAGAAAGUGAACUCGCCGAGAGUGUCGCGGCUACUACCGAUGCAGCGGACAAAGACGAAGGCGAAGACGACGAUGAAUUCUCCGGCUUUAGUGAUGAUGAUGAUGAAGCAGCAGCUGAGGAGGCGGCGGACGACGAUGCCGACGAUGCACAAACCCUCGUCGCAGAAGGCGACGCGAGCGACGAGGACAUCGAGGAGGAGGUCGCUGCAAUAUCGGCAGCGCUGUCGAAGGCAAAAAAGAGGCAACGGAAAGAAUAGUCACGUUACGGCCAUAGUCACGACCCUCAAGUAAUGAUACCCACGACAUGCACUGCGCAUGUUCCACGCAUCUUCUAUCGCCCUUCUUCAUCCAUCACCGUAUCGUGUCUGUGGCAUUUGCCGAAGUU